Ochlerotatus camptorhynchus is the source of this 4127-nucleotide messenger RNA. It is a transcript of the gene L, whose product is annotated as Lobe. Gene Ontology annotation, molecular function: zinc ion binding; nucleic acid binding. The record is from RefSeq and is a predicted model, not a curated record. NCBI's taxonomy places the organism in Eukaryota, Metazoa, Arthropoda, Insecta, Diptera, Culicidae. Bases 191 to 4078 code for a protein of 1295 amino acids. The transcript has 8 exons.
UGGACCUAGUUUGCGAUUGGAAACGUUGAUUGAAAGAAUACAGCAAAGCAGCAAGGACUACUACCCACUGAUGAUGAGCCAAGGUGAAGAAAAUUGAUGAUACAAUGAAUUCAUGUCAAAAUGUUCGUAUAUACAGCUUACAAAGGAAUGAUAAACAAAGCAUGUUGGAUCUGAGAGGCAACAUCUGAGCAUGUGCACUAUUAAGCUCUACUCUUCGCACACGUCGUCGAGCUUUUCACCCUCCAUAUCGGAUGGCAUGACGACGCCAAACUCGAUCACCAACGACGGCGAUACUGGAGUACUUUUACCGAAUGGGGAUUCAGCUGGUGUAAGCGGGGCUAGUACUACCGGAGACAAAUGCCGUACCGAGAGACGCAACCGGAUCGACAACAAUAAUAAAAUAAUUAAAAACAACAAUCACACUAAUAGCCACAGCAAGAAUAAUGACGGCACUUAUCGCUGUCAAUUUUGUGAUAAAACGUUUCCACGACUUGGAUACCUGAAAAAGCACGAACAGAGCCAUACCGAACAUAUGCCAUUCAAGUGUGAAUAUUGCGCUCGUUUGUUCAAACACAAGAGGUCAAGAGAUCGUCAUACCAAGUUGCAUACGGGAGAUCGUCGAUAUCGAUGUCCUCACUGUGAGGCGGCUUUUUCAAGAAGUGAUCAUUUGAAAAUUCAUAUGAAAACACACGACAAUCAGAAGCCCUUUCAGUGCACAAUUUGCAAUCGUGGAUACAAUACGGCAGCUGCUCUUACAAGCCACAUGCAGAACCACAAAAAGCAAAUCGCCCUUACAGGAAGUCCAAACCUAACCUACAGUCCUCGUUCGACAAGUUCACUUUCAAGUAGUGCUUCAAAUCCUAAACGGAAGUUCUCGCCUUAUGAGCAGAACUUGAUGAUGGUCAAUCGUUCUAAGCUACUGAAAUCUGGUGAACUAACCUGUAUCUACUGUACCCAACAUGACUUUUCCAACAUUGAACAGCUGGGAGCUCAUGUACAAACUAUGCAUAGUAAUUUACUUUUGAACGAAAACAAUUUUCACCGACAUACCUCGCCAGAGUCGAUGCUACCAUAUCCGCCUGUUUCAUGUGAAUUUUGCACUAUGAAGUUCCCUACUAUUCCAAUGAUGCUUAGUCACCUCAAAUCAACUCAUUUAGAUAAGAUAAAUAGUCCCAAUAGCUACAUGGAACAGUUCAACAAAAAUCUCAUGAAUACGUAUACUUCGUUCUACGGAACAGCUUUUUUCGAUGAGAAACAUGAUCACGAAGAACAAUCGGAAAUAAAUGAUGAACGACCACCUAGUGAAAAAAGCAUAAAAGAUGAAAAUGGGAACGAUGAAACUUCCAUGACAAUUGUGGCAAAAUCUAUCAAACAAGAGAAAAAGGAUGAAAACGAUAACUCACAAGAGGCUCAAGAACAACUUGCUCCUACUGAUUUAAGUCAACCUCGUCUCAAAAAACUGAAAAUGGAAAACGAGGGUACCUCCGCUUCUAGCCGAGAUGUCAGAGAAACCGAAAAAGGCAGUUCAUUAGGUGGUCCUAGUUCAGUUUUGCCAAAUCCACCAGGAGCAUAUCUUUGCAAUCAAUGCAACGCGGCGCUACCUGACUUUGAGUCUUUUCGAACUCACUUAAAAGCACACCUCGAGCAAGGUUCGGCAACAUCGUCAUUCCUUUGUCAGCAAUGUGGUGUCACAUUAGGGGAUCAACAAGAGUAUGAGAAGCAUGUGGCUGGUCACUACCUUGUAACCAGCGCAGAAUACAUUUGUGAACCAGCUUGUAAUAAAGCUUUUACUAAAGUAGAAGAAUUACACAAACAUUUGUAUGAUUCUCAUACCCAAGUGCUAUACAAAUGCAUCCUUUGUAAUGAAACCUUUGAUAGCAAAGUUACUAUACAGGUUCAUUUUGCCGUAACACACUCCAAUGAAAUCAAACUAUAUCGAUGCUCUGCUUGUGCUGAAGUGUUUCGAGCCGAUCGAGAAUUCAGGCAUCACAUCCGUUCACGUCACAUCGCGUCCGGCGCAGUACAAUGCGUUUUCUGCAGAGUCGUCUGCGCGUCUGAACUGGAAAUGCAAUUUCAUCUAGCUGCUCAUGCCAGGAAGUUCAAAUGUCCCGCAUGUACAGAAUCGUUUCAUGUCGAAUUUCUCCUAGACCGACACAUGCAAACUCAUCACAGUCAAAAGGAGAUUUCCAAUGCAGCGGCAGCUGCGUCAAGCCCGGCUAAUAGUAAUGGUAACACUAAUAACCUGGAUUACUUACAAUUACACGGUCAGAUGGCCGCUGCGGCUGCUGGUUGGCAAAAUUUGUACGCAGCUAAUAAAUUUUAUAAUCCUCUGCACGUGGACACUCUUAAUUCAUUAAAACAUCCAGGCUUUCUACACGGAUUCUAUGAUAGCUUAAGUAAAUCACAUGCACAGCGCUAUCUUGAACAAUCCAAGAAAGGAUUUGUAAGUCCAAAUAAUGCAUCCCAAUCUAAAGCAUUGCUCAACCUAUAUAAUCAAAGGUCAGCAUCAAUAAAUGGACUAUAUUCACCGGAUCAUCAUGGAAACAACACCGGAGGGAACACACAAUCUGCUGCAUCGUCCAAUACAACGAGUUCGACUAAGACUCCUCAGAUUUACUCCCCAACAGCAUUGUUGCAUAGGUAUGGUGGCAGCUCGUCCGGUGCAACCACAACCACUACCAAUACUGUUGGACACACAUCGGUACCAGAAAAAAUGGCUUCAACCACCAAAAUUACCACUAGCACCAACAAUUACUACAGCUGCGGAAUUUGUGAAAGAAAUGAUUUUACUACCGAAAGCGAAGUCCAGACUCAUCGAAAAAUAGUUCACAACCUUAAAACGGGAGUUAGCUUACGAUGUGCUUACUGCAGUGGAGACUUCCGUUCGAGGAACGAACUGGAAAACCACAUGAAAAUUACCCAUAACACAGGUGGAAAACAUAAAUGUUUGAUAUGCGACGAAAUAUUUCCUUCACCAGCAGUUCUAGCAGAACAUAAAUUAACUCAUUGUAAAGUCGGUGCCUCAGGACGCUGUUCGCAUUGUCCAACCACAUUACCUGAUGUACAUAGCUUCAAAGCUCAUCUUACCCAACAUCAUCAAACUACGGGACCCAGCAGUACAAAUGCAAACAAUGUAUCAACUAAUGGGAGUAUAAACUCUGGAUCCAAUCAAGAACAGGAACGAUUUCCCAUUCAGUGUAUUUGUUGUCGCCAAACUCUCAAUUCCGAAUUCGAAAUCAGUUUGCAUGCUAAAUUUCACACGAAGUCCAGCGAGACAAAUGAGAGAACAUGUGCGCUUUGUCUAGAUCCUCUAACCUCAUGUCAAGAUACUAAAAUUUGUGAAUCUUGUCUAAAGCGACACAAUUUUCCAUCGAAAUUACUAUCGAUCAACAGUUUUAUCAAAUCAUCCUUGCCAUCUGCAAGUCAAACUCAAGAAGAAAGUUCUAGUCACCAACAACAGAUUUUACAACAUGUCCAGCAAUCACAAUCAAACUGUACAAUCAAGUGCAACCUAUGCAAAAAAAAUAUUUCCAAUGUUCAAAAACUACAAGAGCACCUGAUUGAUCACACUUUCGCUGGAUGUGAGGAUCGUGGUUAUGUGUGCUAUCUAUGCUCUUCAGUAUUUACUUCCUCUGUUGGCCUACAGACUCAUAUUGCAGAACAUGGUCCGCAGGCGAAACCAUACGACUGCAACCACUGUGAUGAAGCUUUCUUCUUCCGUGCAGAACUCGAGCAUCAUCUCAUCGAUCACGAACUUGGUAAGGUACAUUUAGUUCCUAGAAAUACGGAAGAAUCUUCUGCAGGAUUAGAAAUCAAAGCAGAGUUGAUAGAUUCGGCUGCAAAAAAUGAUGGGGAGAAUCAGUUUGAUGAACAAAGUUCUUCUGUUUGUAAAGAACAAGGCGAACAAAAUUUAAAACCAUUUCCUGUAAUAAAUGAAAAUAAUACUGAAAACUAUAAGGUGCAGGAAGCUGGUGAAGAUGAUGAUGAAUACAUUGAAGUGGAACAUAGUAUUGAAGAAAACAAGAAAGGGGAGAACGACAAUUCUCGAAGUGAACAUCCUAGUGAAUGCUCGGAAUAGGAAUAAAUGCAUCUAAUAUCAAUAAGAAAUAUUAUCAAAAAGUAAUUAU